Messenger RNA from Penicillium antarcticum, 540 nucleotides. RefSeq lists its product as uncharacterized. The transcript has 3 exons. Lineage: Eukaryota; Fungi; Ascomycota; Eurotiomycetes; Eurotiales; Aspergillaceae. The coding region runs from base 1 to 540 and encodes 179 amino acids. The record is from RefSeq and is a predicted model, not a curated record.
AUGACCGACGCUCUCGCAAUCCUCCGCCAAAACCGCUCCGACGAACUAGCCAGACUAGCCGACGAUCACAUCCAACACGACCUCCAACCAAAUGACCGCGAUAAGCUCAAAGCAGCUGCUGCCUCAGUUUCGCUAUGGACAACGGUUGGAUCGGCUGUUGGUGUUAGUCUGGGAUUGCUAGCUGCUAUUCGUCUGCGAAGUACGCGCAAGGCGUUUUUCUCCGCUAUUCGUGCGCAAGAGAGGCCCACUAAGGUUGUUUUUGAGGAUGGGCGGACUGAAUCAAUUCCCGAUCUUACGCCGUUGUUGAAACCUACUACUUUGGGUGACUUUGCUACUUAUUUCUUUGCUUCAGCUGGUGGGUUGCUUUUGGGUGGUGAGCUUGGCUUUGCUGGUGGUGCUGCUAGUGGAGGCCGGACUAUCUCGUCUGAUCCCGAGAGCAAGAAGAGGAUUGAGACUGCGUUCCGGAGGUUCCGAUCAGAUGUUCUACGGAAGCAGGCUGAUGCACUGGAUAAGGCUGGCGAGGGCUCUGAGUUGCUUUGA